AUGUCGUCCUCUGACUCAGUCCACUCACAGAAUCUGGACACUCGCUUCAGUACUCCAGCCCCCGAGCUCGAUGACCAUCGCCGCAGAGUAGUCCAGCCCCAUCAUCAUUUGGUUGUUCCUUCUGUUGAGGUUGAGCACCCUACUCCGGCGCCCAGUGGUAUCGAUGAGAAGGACCUGCAACGGAUCGAUGCCAGCCUCCUGCACAGCUUGGAACAGAACCCCAUCGCCCGCGACUUUGAGCAGGCAAUUUUAGACGAUGAGCUGUCUGAUGACGAUGAUGGGCAACCUGGUAGCGCCAAAAAAGUGUCCAACCAUCAUCGCAGAACCACAAACAGAGAAGGGCGCCCUCGAGUACCCCGCCAGGAUCGCUCCCGGGACACAUCCUCCUCUCGUUCAACUUCACCUGCCAACUCUGUUGAGGCCUUCGCUGAACCACGUCGACGGCAGCGCGCAAACACUGCCGAGAGUCAUUCUUCUUCAUUUGUUGAGCAUGUUCUCCGACGAACUCACUCGGGUGCCACAAGCCAGCGACGCCCAACCUUGACCAAUAUUAGCGUGCCAGCUGCACUCACUUCGCGAACCGCGCGAACCGAUCGUGACGACGACGACGAUGCCAUUAUCUUUCCUACUGACGAGGAGCCGGGAAAGACCUACAAGAUUGAUUUUGAAGAGCUCGAGGAAUAUGUUGCUCUAUGUGCCCAGGGCCAGAUCCCGGAUAGCAUCCCAGAUCGAUCUGGCGGGAGCAACGUUGUUUUUGAUGACCUUCGAAAGGUUGAAACAAGCCACAGUGCGCCAAAUGUGGCUCUGAACGGCGAGGCUUUUUACGAACAGCCCCUGAACUGUUAUGAUACAACCACGACCGGGACUUCGUCAGACGAAAAGGUUACGCAGAAAGACAAACUAGGACCCAGCAAAUCCACCGAUCGAUUCUUCUUAUUUUCAUCCGAGUUCCUUCAUGGAAAGAGUGCAAACAAGCUAGGAGACUUUACAGCCGAUGGGACCACCUUCCGCGAUCUGUUCGAUGUUGGACCAGAUGGUGCGGGCGUCUGGUGGCUUGACAUUCUCAACCCCACAAAAUCCGAGCUCGAGGUCAUUGCAAAGGCAUUCAAAAUCCAUCGCCUCACUCGUGAAGAUAUCGAAACCCAAGAAGCUCGUGAGAAAGUCGAGCUCUUCUCACAGUAUUACUUUGUCUGUUUCCGCACUUUCAACCCGAAUGUCAGGAGCGAGGAUUUUCUUGAUCCGAUCCAUGUUUAUAUUGUUGUAUGCAGUGACGGUGUUUUGAGCUUCAGUUACACAGCAAACCCGCAUGCCCGCAAUGUCCGCCGGCGUAUCUCCAAACAAGGCGAUUUUCUGUCUAUCGGGCCGGAUUACAUCUGCUACGCUAUGAUCGAUGACAUUGUCGAUUCUUUCGCACCUAUCAUUCGCGAUGCGGAACGUGAAUCCGAGGAAAUUGAAGACCAGGUGUUUAUCGCUCGCGAGAACGAUUACUCUGCGCUCCUUCGCCAGAUUGGCGAGUGUCGCAAGCGCGUCCUUAACAUGAUGCGCCUGCUGGGUGGCAAGGCCGAUGUCAUCAAGGGAUUUGCAAAGCGGUGCACUGAUCAGUACCAGAUGACGCCUCGUGGUGACAUUGGACUGUAUCUGGGCGAUAUCCAGGACCACGUUGUCACCAUGAUGUCCAACUUGGGUCAUGUGGAGAAAAUGCUCUCUCGGUCACAUGCUAACUACUUAGCCCAUUUGAAUGUCGACAACCUUCUCAAGGGGAACCACACGAACAAGACGUUAGCCCGAAUCACAGUGCUAGCGACCAUGCUCGUCCCCCUGAACUUAAUCACCGGUCUUUUUGGCAUGAACGUUCAUGUUCCCGGGGAAGGAGGAAGUGAUCUUGGUUGGUUUUUUGGCAUUGUUGGUGUGAUCAUCGCCAUCGUCACCACCAGUUUAAUCCUUGCGAGGAAGUUCAAGGCCAUUUGA
Messenger RNA from Exophiala aquamarina CBS 119918, 1968 nucleotides. RefSeq lists its product as uncharacterized. The record is from RefSeq and is a predicted model, not a curated record. Bases 1 to 1968 code for a protein of 655 amino acids. Gene Ontology annotation, biological process: intracellular magnesium ion homeostasis; magnesium ion transmembrane transport. The transcript has a single exon. Gene Ontology annotation, molecular function: magnesium ion transmembrane transporter activity. Lineage: Eukaryota; Fungi; Ascomycota; Eurotiomycetes; Chaetothyriales; Herpotrichiellaceae. Gene Ontology annotation, cellular component: plasma membrane.